AUGUGCAGAUGGACGCCGUCCGUAGCUCAUCUCUGUCCUGAGCCUGUUGCCGGGCGACCUGUCCCCCUGCCGAGUGCAGCCUCACUGUGCCUGGCAUGCCUCACCCUGCUCCUGGUCACCUCUGGCACCACAGCGGGGGCCUGUCCACCCGGGGUCGGGCAUGAGCCUCUUCAGGUACUGGCUGGCGGCAUCAACUGUUCAUGGACACUGGAAAGGCACACUCGCAGUUACAAUCACCUAGAGGGCGACGUCCGACUACGGCGACUCUACUCUGCCAACAAGUUCUUCCUCUGCAUUGACAAAACGGGCAAGGUGGACGGCACACGGCGGAAGAAUUACGCAGACAGCCUGAUGGAAAUCCGAUCUGUCAGUGUGGGUGUUGUCGCCAUCAAAUCUGUCAGCACCGGGCUGUACUUAGCUAUGUCCAAGAAAGGCACGCUCUUUGGAUCGGUGAAGUACAACCCAAGCUGCAAGUUCAAGGAGCGCAUUGAAGAGAACGGCUACAACACGUACGCCUCCCUCCGCUGGAAGCACGGUGGCAGGCAGAUGUUUGUUUCUCUCAAUGGACGGGGGAAGCCACGGCGAGGUCACAAGGCCCGACGGAGGCACCCGUCUACUCAUUUCCUGCCCAUGCUUCCCUCCUAG
This is a messenger RNA of Cheilinus undulatus (humphead wrasse), 645 nucleotides long. It is a transcript of the gene fgf22, whose product is annotated as fibroblast growth factor 22. The record is from RefSeq and is a predicted model, not a curated record. Gene Ontology annotation, molecular function: fibroblast growth factor receptor binding; growth factor activity. Bases 1 to 645 code for a protein of 214 amino acids. Gene Ontology annotation, cellular component: cytoplasm. The transcript has 3 exons. Gene Ontology annotation, biological process: cell differentiation; regulation of cell migration; positive regulation of cell population proliferation. Lineage: Eukaryota; Metazoa; Chordata; Actinopteri; Labriformes; Labridae.